Molecule: messenger RNA, 1685 nt
Organism: Malania oleifera
Lineage: Eukaryota; Viridiplantae; Streptophyta; Magnoliopsida; Santalales; Ximeniaceae
Product: dof zinc finger protein DOF5.1-like
Exons: 2
Coding region: 327-1328 (333 amino acids)
Biological process (GO): regulation of DNA-templated transcription
Molecular function (GO): DNA binding; DNA-binding transcription factor activity
Source: RefSeq, a predicted model, not a curated record
CCAGCCCACUCAAAACCCUAAUGAUAUAAUAAAACAAAAAGGAGAGAAGGGAAUGAGAGAAUGAGAGCAAAAUAAUUAAACUAAAGUCCAUCUCCCCCUUUCUUCAAUUCCCUUUCCUUCAAUUAAUUCUCCCAUCUUUCUCUUUUCCCCUUUCCUUCCUCGACCAUCUCUCUCUCUCUCUCUCACACACACACACACACAGAGAUUGUAGCUAGUAGUAUUCUCUCCUUAGUGUGAUUCUCCAUAUUUUCCACCCAAAAAAGAGAGAUAAGAAAAAAAAAAAAAACCCACCGUGCCUUUAUAAAAAGAGAAAAAGAUCAAAAACCAUGGUUUUCUCAUCAAUUCCAGUCUAUCUAGAUCCCCCCAAUUGGCAGCAGCACCAUCAUUCCAGUAAUCAACAUGGAAGCAACAGCGGCAGCUGCGAAAACCCCCAGCUUCUGCCGCCACAGCAUGUGGGCGGCGGAAGCACGGGCUCCAUCAGACCGGGAUCAAUGGCUGAUCGUGCCCGUCUGGCGAAGCUACCGCUGCCCGAGGCGGGGCUCAAGUGCCCGCGAUGCGAAUCAACCAACACCAAGUUCUGCUACUUCAACAACUACAGCCUCACGCAGCCCCGGCACUUCUGCAAGACGUGCCGGCGGUACUGGACCAGAGGCGGCGCCCUACGGAACGUCCCUGUGGGCGGUGGAUGCCGAAGGAACAAGAAAUCCAAACGCAGCAGCUCCAAAUCCCCAGCUUCCGGUGGCGUAAACUCUAGCACAUCAUCAGCAAGUGCAGUACUUUCCCCAGACAUGAUGAUUGGUCAGCUGCCACGGGAAUCAUCGCAGUUACCCUUCCUGUCCUCUUUGCAAACCUUAGCAGGAGGUCCGUACGGGUCUGGGAAUAUAGGGUUGAACCCUAGUUCUGGACUUGGCAUCACUCACCCGCCGCCAAUCACGGUUGCAGCUAGUGGUUCCGGGGAGACCAGUAUGGAGUUUCAGGAUAUGGGAAUAGCUUCUGGUGGCAGCAUUUUAUCCGGGGGAGGAGGAGAGCAAUGGCGUUUGCAGCAAAUGCAGCAAUUUUUCUUGGGUGGAUUCGAGCAGCCUUUAUUUCCGAGCUUCCAGAGUGAACAAUUUGAAGACGGCUUGGGGAUCCGAUCGAAGAUGACGGGCCAUGGGGCGACCCAGAUAGAUCCUGAAGUGAAAAUGGAAGGAAGUCAAGCUGGGCUGAAUCUGUCGAGGCAAGUUUUUGAUGUUUCAGAAAACACUCACUGCUUCUGGGGUGGAAGCAAGUGGCCAGAUCUCUCAGCUGGUCUCUACAGCUCUCCUUCUUCCACUACCCAUCUCUUAUAAAUUCGUCGAUGGUCCGGCCUCCGCCUUUGAGUUACUUACUGAUCCUGAUCGUCAACAAGGAUAAUUGACAAACCCCGUCUUGUGAUCAUGAUCGAUGGACCAACCGACCGACCAGCAAGUUAGAAACCAAGGGAUAGAAACUCAUGAUGAUGCUUUUAUAUGUUAUGUUAUAUAUAGUCUUUGUUUAUUAAAUGUUUGCAGCUUUCGAUCUGCAGCAUUUUCAUGGACUUGUUAAUUUUGUGGCGAAGUUAUGUUAUGUGUGGUUUCUGGUUAUGGAUUGAGCUUGUUGUCUCUGACAUAAUGAUCAUCUUUCUUCUAUAGAAGAUGUGUUAAUUAACUUGUUUUACUCUUCUUCUU